Manduca sexta (tobacco hornworm) is the source of this 3084-nucleotide messenger RNA. Its product is annotated as thiamin pyrophosphokinase 1. Lineage: Eukaryota; Metazoa; Arthropoda; Insecta; Lepidoptera; Sphingidae. Gene Ontology annotation, biological process: thiamine diphosphate biosynthetic process; thiamine metabolic process. The record is from RefSeq and is a predicted model, not a curated record. Bases 112 to 1002 code for a protein of 296 amino acids. Gene Ontology annotation, molecular function: thiamine binding; ATP binding; thiamine diphosphokinase activity. The transcript is spliced from 7 exons.
GACUUUAGUUUUGAUUUGAAGUUGAGGUUAUUGGUUGUAUUUUGCAUCGUUUAAAAUACGAUAGCCUUUUAUAACUCUUAUUUAUUUAUUAAACUUUAAUAAAUUCAGAAGAUGACGACUAACGGAGUUAUUAACAAUGCGGUAAAAACAUUAAACAAUAUCUUCUGUAUACAGCAGCAUGGUUGUGGAACCUCAUGUAAAAUAGUUAAAUGUUGGAAGUGGGAUAUAGCACAAAUAACUUCACCGCAAACAAGAAGAUAUAUAAAAUAUGCUGUACUUAUAUUAAACAGACCUAUUCUGCAGAGUAAUGAGUUUAUAAAAGAUUUUUGGAAUAAUGCCACAGUUAGAAUAACUAUUGAUGGUGGCACAAAACAGUGGGACAGAUAUCUGAGUAACAUGCCUGAAGGGUCACAGAAAGCAAUGAAGAUACCAGAUCUUGUAACUGGAGAUUUUGAUUCCAUAACGGAAGAUGUCAUGCAGAAAUACAAAAAGAAAGGUUGUAAGAUAGUACACACUCCAGAUCAAAAUCAUACAGACUUUACAAAAGCUUUGAUGGAAUUACACAAAUAUUGUCAAGAAAAUAAAAUACAGAUGGACAAUGUUAUAGCAAUAGGACAAAGUUCAGGCCGACUCGAUCAAAUAUUAGGAAAUAUUCAAACAUUAUUCUUAGCUAAAGAGAAGCAACUAUUAAACCCAAACACUAAGUUGUUCCUAAUGUCAGAUGAUGCUAUAUCAUGGCUCCUGCAACCAGGUGACCAUGUUGUUUCUAUCCCUGAUGACACAAGGAAGCACAAGAGAGCAUGGUGUUCAUUGGUUCCUAUUGGGGAGACUUGUCAAAGUGUGACCUCUAGUGGACUUAAAUGGAAUUUAAAUGAUCAACCUCUGAAAUAUGGUGAAAUAGUAAGCACAUCGAACACAUUCGACGGAUCGGAGAAGGUGAUGAUCAAAUGCAGCAACACAUUGCUCUGGUCAAUGCGAGUUCCGUGCUUAUUAGGUCAAUAAAAAAAUCGGAAAUAUGCCGCACAGUGCAGCGAAUUUAGAGAUAUGCAUUCUACUAAGUAGAGUGUCACAUGUAAUACUGUACAACAUUCGAAGUGGUUUUUUACUUCUUAUUUGAAUUGGUGGGUAAGCUAUUGUGCCUACAAAAAAAUAUGUUUCCGUGUAGGUACUUAGUAAAAUAGGAAUUUUGUUUAGUUUCUCUUUAUGUAGCGAACAAUAUGCAGGUGCUAUGUGUUUUAGAGCUGAUUUUUCAAUUAUCAGAUUUUUUAUUAGACGAAAGUAUUUAAUAAUUUGACAGGUUCUCUGCGAAAAUUGAUUAUAAAAAUUGCACUGAAUUGACUACUAGAAUUUAUCUGUUGUUUUAAAAUGAGCUCUAAAAUAUUAUAAAGAAUGAUACGUAAAACUGCCUUAAAGGCAAAAUGUAUUGGUGAAUUGUAAUAUUUAUAUUUUUUUAAGACCCGAAUAGUCACAUUGGAAAUUCGUUGAUUAAAAGUAGAACAGAUACACUCAUGUUAAUAUUUUUUUAAAAAUUAAUUAAUAUUUUGGAAAUUGAUGUAAACUAUUUUUAGUAUCUACGUUGUAGGCAGAUCACAAUAGGGAUCACAGAUCAUAAUAUUUGUCUAUGAUUGAUUUUGUUCAUUAUGCUAUUCGCAUCAGCAUAAAGCCCAUUUGUGGACAUAGCAAAGAAAAUUGUCUAAGUAAUAAGACAGCAAUUCACAGUUAAAAUAUUGUGAUGCGCAGGAUUGGUCCUGUAGGGGGAUGUCGCGGGACCCCUUACUUCUUACUUCUACUUUCUUACUUGCGGAUCAAAAUUCCCGAUGACGUGACGUCACGUGAAUAAAUUGUGGUUCUGUUCUGUUUCUCGACACCCUUUCUUCUACAUUUCAAACGCUGAUUACUAGAUUUUUUUUUACUGGAUUUAAUAUUAUUUUCCGUAUUAAGAUUUUUCAUAUCAAUAUUUAACGUAAAUUUUAGAUAAUAGUGAAAAUCAAAAACGAUUCAAAUACCUUGUUGACCUCAAAAACCCUAUGUAUGCAGUGUAUAAUAUAUCCACACGCAACUAUAAACUAUGAAAUUUGUUCCUAACAACGGAAGUAGUUUGACACGAUCUAAUUAAUUUUGAAAAAUAUAAGGAACUUGUUUUCAUUCCAGAUUCUUACAAAUAUAUUACCUCUUCAAAACAAGUUCUUGAUCACCGUUUUUUUAGUAUAAUCAAGAUUAUUCGAUGUAAUAAAAAAUUACAUUCAAGUUGUUACACGGUACUUUCUAAGUUAUACAGGAUGGUGUCAGAAUGAAAAGGGAAAAAAUAUUAGUUUAGACUGUUUGUGGUGCUUAUAAUAAAUUAAGAGUUGAGAUUAAAAAAUAGCAAUACACAUAGAAUGUUUAGCAGCCUCAUAAUACAUAAUUUUCCCGGUACUAUAGUAAAUUUUAAGUGUUAUAAAAGUAAAUUAAAACUAGCUCAAUCUACGACAUACAAUUUAAUAAUGUUUAAAAAUCACUGAAAUUAAAAAAAUCACAUUCAAAUCUUUUUUUAUACUUCUUAUCUAUGAGUGAAGUUUGAAUACUUAGUCCAAUAUUUUUGUAUCGUCAUGUCGAUAAUUAAUAAAUUUCAAUCAGUUAUAAUUAGCAAUAACACCAUCCCAAAUGGGACUUAAAUGGGAGAAACAUUUAUUGUGUAUUCUAGUAAUAUAUUGUGGUCUCAAUAUAAUUCCUUGUUGAUCCAUAUUAGACACUUGCAAAUAUCAUUGGUUUAUUUUUUUAUUUUUGUUUAAUUUUUGUAAUAUUUUUGAAUGUUUAAUUACGUUUUAUUUUUGUAAUACUAAUGCAAAUGUUACAUUAUUAUUAUCUAGUUAAUUUUAAUAUCAUUUAUGUUUUUAUUGUUUACAUGGCAUUGAAUACUUAUAUUGACAUCGGAUUGUCACUUCGAGUAAACAAUUUUUGAUAUGUUAUGAAGUAUGUUUGUAAUUUUAGUUGAAUUAAAUUCUUGUUAUAAAUGUUAUUGUAGACUGAUAGAUCGGGAUAUGCUAUAGAAUGUACUUAUUAGAUUAUAGAAAUGUAUUUAGAAUAAAUAGAUAUGUUCCUGUU